AUGUCUGGUGGCAAAAAUCAUGAACCCAUUGAACUGGCAUCAUUAAUUGAUAAAGUUUCUCGAUCGUAUCAGAGAUCGAAACAAAGGGCUGAAGCGAAUGAAAAACCUGUUCGGAAAAUAAGGUUGGCAGAGCCAGUCGAAGCGGAGAUGGAUAAAAAAAUAGAUGAAGAAAUCUUCACCUAUCCCUUCCUAACCAAUGAUAUUGCAGAUCACACAGAUGACGAUUUCCGAACAAAAAGGUCGUCUCAUCUUUCGGAAAUUAAAAUUAAAAAACAAAAGGAAUUAUUGGAAAAAGUGAAUUUCUCGGAUCCGAAAUAUCAAGCAAUUUACAAAUCCAAUCAUGCUCUAAAACCAUUGGUACAUUUUUUUAAACAUCUAGUUCCGGUAAAGGCUAUUCCUUCAGAUCAGCAAAACGUUGUCACGAAAUCCAAAUUACGACUUUCAAUACCUUACACAGUUGUUUACGGAAUUGCAGAAAAUCCAGUCUUGUACUAUACGGAUAAUGAUGGAUUCGUGGCCCGAGCUGACAAUAUUUCUUACAAAACGAUCAAACAAAAAUUGACAUUUGGUACCACCUCAGAUACGGAUGUUGCAGUAGUGAUGAAGAGGACCGUGACAGGAGAGGUCACAAGCAAUGCAGCAACUUUGCUUAGCGUGAAGCAAUUAAUGACUGUUCUGGAUACUCAAACCACAGGCAUUUGUGCCUAUCAGAGAUAUGUAAAAUCUUGUGGAGCCAAAGCCUCUAUUGCAAGAAUACUUUGGAGUUGCAACAAACCAGUUUCUGGUUAUGUCAUUAGCAAUAUCAAAACAACGACAGACAUGUCAGAAAAGGAACCUUCAAAUCGUCUCUUAACAAGCACGGAGAAUGUCAACAAUAUCGAUAUAUUUCAGCUUAAAACAGCGGCGUUGCGAGAGUUAGGGGAGCAAAUUCGAUCACUUGUAAAAUAUUUAGAGGGUUUACCAAAUUUGAAAUGUAAAUUUGAAUCUUUGGCUGCUGACUUUAUUCGAGAUGAUAGCGGACGAUAUUGGUUCAUUCAAGUGAAAGCGUUCACAUUGGAAGAAAAAACAGCUUCAAAGCGCCCAACAUCGUUCGAAGAAGAAUCAUUUGAAGAAAAAACUGUAAAAUCACGAAGUGCUUAUUUAAGGUGUAAAGAGUGUAAAAUGUGUCUUAAUUUAUUCCCACCAAGUGAAUUGAACUAUUCCAUGACUUUAAAGAUGAUCUAUGCAACGGAGCAACACUUAAAACGAAGAGCUGUAAAACUGGCGUGGUUUGAUCGCCCAGAGUUUAAAGGAUUGACAGAGACCUCCAGCUGGUAUCAAGAAUAUAAGGUUUGCAAACCUUGCUUUGACAUGUACAUUCAAGAGCAAAAGCUCGCCAAAGUAGAACUUGAAUUUGCAAAAGCUAUUGGAAUACCUGUCACAAAAAAGAUCAAUGACGACGCGUCUAUUAUUGAAUCUCUACAACAUAAGCUUUCCAAACAGAAACGAAUUCUCAUUCAUGAAGACCAUCAACAACCAAAAACCUUACAAAUGUAUCGAUUUAUUGUAUAUUUGAAUGAAGUGAGAAAUAUUCCUGAUAUUCUACUAUAUUCAAAAAAGAUACACCUCAAAAUGACCAUUUUCAACACUGAAUUAUUGGUACCGAUCAAAAUGGAGGACAUUGAUUUAAAGAAGAAGAUUGCUGUUGGAAAAUUACGAGUGUUUUACUUUUUUGUGAAAAACCAACAGCAAUUUCGUCAAUUUUUGAAAACACAACGUGAAGUAAGAGUUGAUUUAUGUGUCAAUACCAGCGAAGUUAUUGGAAAGGCUGUACUGCAUUUGAGACAAUUCGAAAGCGGUCUCCUCGAUAAGUUGGACUACAUGGUCUUAUUCUCUGCAACAGGUUUGAAAUUGUGCUCAUUAAGAGCCACUCUAGGAUUUGUACAAAUGAGCACGAAAGAUGUUAGUCACAUCAAACUUCAAGAGUGGAUUCCUGGUGUUUUCAUUCCUCCCUCCGAUUUUUACACAGCUGAUCCACUUCCAGAGGAAUGGAUGGAACUCAUUCCAACCCUCAAAACAAACAAAGAUUCUCAAGUAGAGGAACAAAAGCCACUCUCAGCAAGAAGGCCACAAUCUGCAUCUCUUGUGAAUACGAGCGGAACGGGUGAGAGACGUCCUUUCUCUGCCACGUUUACCAAGAGACCUGCUACACCAUCACAAACACUCACGAGAAGAGCUUCUCAAAGUGCUCAACUUACGAAACAACCUGUGCCGUCGUAUGCCAAGCAAAUUGGUAAUCUCAAGAAGAGACCCCAAAGCUCAGGACCACGAGUGGUGUAUCACGGUUCAUCACCAAAUCAUGAUCCACUGGACUACUCAGUGUCUCCUCUCACCGCUCAAGAUUUAGCCUCUCUGGCAUGGUUAGAGCCACCACAAAAGCAACCAGCAGGUUUAGAUAUGUUUACCUCAAAUGUGAAUCAAAAGGAAGUUGUGACGCCUCAUGAUGUGGCUACCACACGGUCACCGAUUGAAGCACGUGUUCAAUAUGCGCAAGAUGAAGUGUUGUGGGAAAUGUCCAUUAAUCAGGUGACCAUCAAGGAUUUAAAAUCAACUGUGGAUGAAUGUUGGAUACUAAGCAUUGAUUUCUUUGGCGUUUUGAAAAAGGAAUAUGAAAGCUUUCAAUUAUUUUCAGAGGGACCUCUUGUGUUUCACAUUGAGACUUCCACGUUCUUUUCUGCUUCAAGAGACAACUUGAAUACCUUCCUUGAAAAGGAACGAAUUUUAAAAAUUGCACUACGACCUAAAUAUCUCACAAAGGAUGAAAUUGUGGCGUUCAUUGAUUUACGUCAAUUGCUGAAACGAGAAAAUGCUCAAAUUUUCUUUGAGGCCUCCCUAUUCGAUCAAACCCAUGCUGAAGAAAUCAAAUGUAGUAUUGUUGGAGAGGAGAGUGACCAAGAAAGCGAUGAUGAAGACACUUCAGAGGCAUGCAACAGAGAUAACUUGAAAUUGGGUACUCUCACGACUUACAUCUCGUAUGCCAAGGUUGCCAAAACAUCAGAAGCUGAAAUCAAUUAUAACGUUCCAUCGUACCGAUCGGAGGAGUACAAAAUUACAUGCUUUGCGUCGUGUCCUCUCAAAGACCAAGAUGAUCAUCAUGCAGAGAAUGAUGACGAUGAUGCUGUUCAAUAA
Molecule: messenger RNA, 3168 nt
Organism: Naegleria lovaniensis
Lineage: Eukaryota; Heterolobosea; Eutetramitea; Acrasida; Naegleriidae
Exons: 5
Coding region: 1-3168 (1055 amino acids)
Source: RefSeq, a predicted model, not a curated record